UAUUGACAAAUUGAAAUACGUGUGUCGUUUGUCGCAGGAACGUUAACUCAAUAUAUACCUGGAUUAACACCGAUACAUUAAAAUCCCCGUGAAAGAUCACUCAUCAUAAUUAUGGGACAAUAAAUAUACAAGAUUGCUGAUGGAUUUAUAACUUAUAAAAAAAGGAAUAUGUGAAAUAUUUAAACAAAUAUUCUUGUGGAUUUUAUUAAUUGUGAUUUUCAUUUCGAUAGAUUUUCACAAAUAGUGAUUUCGGAUCAUCAGCUUCACGGAAAUAACGUGCACAUCAGAAUGUGAAUUAUGUGGUGGAUAAACAAUAGGACUGUUACCCAUGCCGCGAACAAAUCUUCUGUUUUGCCUACUUAGCAUGACGAACACUCCUCACAGUGUAAGAAACAGUUAUGGCGCGUCACGUUACUGGAGAUGUACAAUGUUUCUGUUGGGAUUGUUGUUGUUUAUUUUCGUUCCGGACUAUGCAGAAGCGGCGUUUAGCGCGCCAGCCAGUUGCACGAGCACCCCAUGGAUAUAUCAGGGUAGCAAAAUGCAGAACAUUUCGUGCGCUGGUCAGAACCUUGGAAGAGUGCCAAAUGACUCGAAAGAAGGCAGCGAUGUGUUCAAGUUUGAUCUUUCAUACAACCAGAUUACUUCACUAGCAGUAGAGGACUUCCAGCAUUUUAUUAAUUUAGUAAUUUUAGAUUUAUCAUAUAACGAGAUUCCUUCUAUUACUGUUGAUACUUUCUCCAAUUUGACGAACCUCCAGUACCUGAACUUGGCGGCGAACGAUCUUUCUUAUUUACCCUCAGGAACUUUUACGGCAAUCAGUGUAGAGACUUUUAAUGUUUCAAGGAACACAAAUCUGGUAUUUGGCCGCAGGAAGUCCGUUACAUUACAUGUUUUAGAUCUGAGUUAUCUAAAUCUAGGAAGUGUGACAAAGGAACAUUUCCAAAACCUCGUCAACCUUAGAGAAGUUUACUUGUCCAACAACAACUUGACGUCCCUGGACAGACAUUUAUUUAAAGAACUUACCUCUCUAGAGACAAUUGACUUAUCUUGGAAUGAAAUCACUGAAUUAGACAAUAAUCAAGUUUACAGACAAUGCUCUGGUUUGAAAACAUUAGAUCUUAGCAACAACAUCAUCGACAAUGUCCAUCAGGACUUUCUAAAGGAUGCAGAUGCUCUCACCAACCUGUCUGUAACUUUCUUGGACUUGAGCCAUAACCGCAUUUCACACCUGGACGACACCACUUUCGAAGAAGUUCCAGAUUUAGAAAUAUUAUAUCUGAACGACAAUUUGCUGACUUCCUUAGAUAAAGAUCUGUUUAAAGGAUUAACUUCUCUUAAAAUGUUACAUUUAAAUACCAACUUAUUAACUACAUUGCACAAGGAUCUGUUUAAGGAACUGACGUCACUAACUACCUUACACCUUGACAACAAUCUGUUGACUGUCCUACCAACUGACCCAUUUAAAUACAAUACAGCUUUACAAUACUUAUCUCUAAGUGCCAAUCAACUGUCAACAAUCACAAUAGGGGAAUUUGAUGACCAGACUGCUACAUUUACAGUGGAUGUGUCAGGCAAUCCGUUUAUAUGUGAAUGUACAGUUCGGGACUAUUUGUAUGACAUAAAGUAUGCAACGUCUAUGACACUAGAUAAUGAAGACUCUAUUUACUGUACCGACUCCUCCUUAGAUCAACAUGUAUACCUCGAUUAUAACAAUGCAAAUUGCUCGGGAAAUCUUGGUUCAGCUUGUACCAUCACAUAUGAGUGCAAAGUGCGGAACUCACAGUGUUACAAUGCAAAAUGCAUUUGUUCAGACAAUUUCUAUGAUACCAAUGGUAACACAACAGAUGGCGGACUCUGUAAUGCCAAGGUUUCGCUUGAUUAUCUAUGUCCCGGCAUGGAUACAGCCUGCUCUGGUUCCAAUGUUGAAUGUGCCGUGAAGUCCCCUUCAUCAAGUGACACAUAUUGUGUGUGUAAACCAUUGUAUUAUGAUGAUAACCCUCAGUACCUGGAUGGUACCUGCAGGCUUAAGGUGGAAUUGGGCGAGACCUGUAUAAGCAUAAACAACAUGUGCCGACCAGAUUACUCGAUGUGUGGCACAAGUGACACCUGUGAGUGUCAGUCAGAUUACUAUGACAACAACGGCGCAUCAGACAUUGGCGGAGAAUGUCUAGAAAAACUUGCACUGAACUCCAAGUGUAACGAGACAUACCAGUGUGCGCCGAGUAACUCGGAAUGUAGAAACAGUGCAUGUUCUUGUUCCGAUGGUUACUAUGACUUCACCAACAUUGGACAAUGUAAAGAUGCUUCAGAAACAUUUAUCGAUGUGAUUGAAUCUCGACGGAAACGUUCCCUCAAUUUAACAGCAGGGCCAAGCGGUUUCUACUCUUGUUACCCUGACAGUACAUCUUCUGUCAAUGUCGUAUUUGCCAAGGUGAAAAAUGUAAGCACGGAAGACGAGUGUAAAAACUAUUGUUUUGAAGAAGAUGUCAGAUACUACUAUAUGGAAGGGACUAAUACCUGCAUAUGUGGUGAUGUAACUUCCUCCAUAUCAUGUUGUCCUAAAGUGAAUGACUUCUGUUCAGGUAAGACGUACCUUGGACCCACAACAGAAUAUGUUGAAGCAGGAAUCAAUAUCACCCACAUUCCACGUCUCACUGCUGGAUAUGCACACGAGUUUUCCUUAACAACCACGUUAGGAGCAAUUGACCAGAUUAACUUGAGAUUUGGUGACUCCGCUACCAUAGAAACAGUGAAUGCUUCAUAUGCAACUGUACAACAUACAUAUACCCAUUCCGGCCUGUUUUGGUUAACAGCAAGUGCUUGUGCCGCUGCCAAAGGUGUUUGUGAAGAUGCAGCACUUCCUAUACGAGUGGAGGUAGCAGCUGAAAAUCUUACAACCUACAUGACUGGUAUGAGUCUAGCAGAAGUCUCCAGUAAUCUGACAGCCAGCUUUCUCGCAACUUUCUCGCAAGGAUAUGAAUUCGACAUCAUGUGGACAAAAACAUAUAAUGGUGUGGUUACCAAAAGGCAGAAGUGUAAACCAGGCUGGAUAGACCACAGAUACUCAUGUAUCAAACUUGAGUCAACACCCACUAUUUACAGUUCAGCAAAGGCAGCAUGCGCAGCAGAUGGCUCACUUCUAAAAAUAGACUUUAUGGAUGAAUUAUCUGAAAUUGUUACUGCACUUGGUGCAAGUUCAGAAACAGUCUAUGUUGGAGCAGAGAGAGUGGGUGGGGUGUGGAAAUAUCCAGAUGGUUCAAAAACAAUAUUCUCCAAUGAUCACCUGACAGACCCCUCUAGUGGAGAUUGUGUAGCAUUAGUGGGCAGCACUCGACAGUUAACCAGCAUUUCCUGCUCAACAUCAGCGAAAUAUGUCUGCAUGUCUGAUCCUGUAAGUUGUCCGUAUGGUGGUGAUCUUUUGAGUAACAACUACUGUUAUGUACUGGCUAGUACUGAAUCUGUGUCACCUAAAAAUUGGCAAGAUGCCAACAGCUAUUGUUGGAGCCAGUUUGGAGGCUGGUUGACAAAUGUAACCGAUGCAACAAUUCAAGCUAAAGUGACAUCCUUACUCACUACAUCGAGUGUCAGUGAGGCAUGGAUUGGAUUAUCAGACCAGCAGGUAGAAGGUUCGUACCUCUGGGCGGAUUAUUCAUCAUACAACUACUACAAUCCACCAUACCUGCCCACUGUUACAUCUAAUGAUGGUGACUGCUUCGUUGCUACCAGUGCUGACAACUGGAACUCCCAAGACUGCAUGAACAUUAAAGAUUUUGUGUGCCAAUAUUCAGUAAAUAUACAGAGACAAACUGUGCCAAACAAUGUGUUGGGAUCUCCUGAUAUACAUAUUUCUGCCGGUGAAGAUUUACAUCAUGUUGUUCCUACUGGCAGUUUCCCGACUGCAUCAACUUCAUCAACGGAUUUACUGCUCUUCCCAGGUCUAACUUUCUCAAAGUCAGGAAAAAUAUUACAGUGGAAUUUUUGCUCAGUUGAUAUUGUGUCUGGAAACUAUGAUAUUUCCUUCCAAGUUUACCGACCAUCUUGUUCGCAGAUGUGUCCAACAUGUUUACCACUGCUCUCUAGCAGUUUAUCAUGUGCAAGCAAGUGCCGGAUGCCGGACACGGAAUUACUUCUGUUAUCUGAAUGCAGCUCGUGUAAGCUAUGA
Mercenaria mercenaria is the source of this 4162-nucleotide messenger RNA. RefSeq lists its product as uncharacterized. The transcript has 30 exons. Lineage: Eukaryota; Metazoa; Mollusca; Bivalvia; Venerida; Veneridae. Gene Ontology annotation, molecular function: protein binding. The record is from RefSeq and is a predicted model, not a curated record. Bases 329 to 4162 code for a protein of 1277 amino acids.